Messenger RNA from Myripristis murdjan (pinecone soldierfish), 2814 nucleotides. It is a transcript of the gene nop2, whose product is annotated as NOP2 nucleolar protein homolog (yeast). The record is from RefSeq and is a predicted model, not a curated record. NCBI's taxonomy places the organism in Eukaryota, Metazoa, Chordata, Actinopteri, Holocentriformes, Holocentridae. The transcript is spliced from 16 exons. The coding region runs from base 153 to 2420 and encodes 755 amino acids. Gene Ontology annotation, biological process: rRNA base methylation; maturation of LSU-rRNA. Gene Ontology annotation, cellular component: nucleolus. Gene Ontology annotation, molecular function: rRNA (cytosine-C5-)-methyltransferase activity; RNA binding.
GCCACUGUCAUUUCGUGUAUUGGCUGCGCCGGACGUGCUCCCGCAACGUGUUGAGGAAAAAAAAUUCACGUGUGAGUUUUCGUCUUACACCGUACAGCCUGAAGUUGGAUAAAACAUCAAGAUAUUGCCGGGUACCUGUGUAACUAGAGGUCAUGGGUCGGAAGUUGGAUCCCACCAACAAGGUGAAGCGAGGGCCAGGGAGAAAAGCCAGAAAGCAGAAGGGGGCAGAGACUGAGCUGGCCAAGUUUCUGACUGAUGAGGAAUCCGGACCAAAACGUCUGUCCAGUAGAGCUAGAAAAAGAGCUGUCAAGAGAAGCCAAGAUUCAAAAAAUAUCAAAGAUGUUGCAAAGGAACAGCCCAAGAAAGGAUUCACUGACGAGAACAAUGAAUGGUUGAAACCAGCAAAGAGGAAGCGCAAAAUUGACCAACCUGAGAGUGAGGACGAUAGCGAUGAUCAGUGGGAGGAGGAGGAGGAGGAGGAGGUAGAGGAGGAAGAGGAGGGAGGAAACAAAAUUGGAAAGAAGGGGGCAAGUUUAGGCAUUGAGGAGGUGGACGAUGAUGACGACGAUGAUGAUGAUGAUGAUGAUGAAGAAAUGGUGGAUGACUAUGGUGCACUUGAAGACAGCAGUGAUGAAGAAGGAGCAGAAGAAGGAAGUGACGGGGAGGAUCUUCUUCCUAUUGAGCGUGCGGCCAAGAAACAGAAAAAGCUGAAGGAAGCCAUGACUCAGGAGAGUGAGGAAGAUGACGACAGUGGUGAUGAUGAUGAAGAUGAAGAGGGCGAGAAUGCCGAUGCAGACAUGGAUGAGGAGGACACAGUGCAAGCCAAUAUAGAUGAAAUGGAUCAAUUCAGGCUACCUGGGGCCGAGGAGAGAGAGAAGGAGGGUGUCCUGCCUGUAGACCUGCAGACAAUCCACCAAAGAAUAAAGGACAACAUUGACGUCCUUUCUCAUUUUGCCACAAAACGAGAAGCGGGGAGAGAGAGGUCAGAGUAUGUCUCUCUUCUGAAGAAGGAUCUCUGCACCUAUUACAGCUACAACAACUUCCUCAUCGAGAAACUAAUGGACAUCUUCCCACUGUCAGAGCUGAUUGAUUUCCUCGAGGCCAAUGAAAUACAGAGACCAGUCACUAUUCGGACCAACACACUGAAAACAAGGAGGAGGGACCUUGCACAGGCCUUGAUCAACAGAGGAGUGAACCUUGAUCCAAUUGGAAAAUGGUCUAAAGUGGGUCUGGUCAUCUAUGACUCCUCAGUACCCAUAGGUGCAACCCCAGAGUACCUGGCCGGCCAGUACAUGUUGCAGGGAGCCUCCAGUUUCCUCCCAGUCAUGGCGCUCUCUCCCCAGGAGGGGGAGUCCGUGCUGGACAUGAGUUCAGCUCCAGGAGGCAAGACCACCUAUAUUGCUCAGCUGAUGAGAAACACAGGAGUGAUAGUGGCUAAUGACGCCAAUGCUGAUAGGUUGAAGAGUGUGGUGGGCAACAUCCACCGUCUGGGGGUCACCAACACGGUGGUUUGCAACUACGAUGGCAGAAAAUUCCCAAAGGUCAUGGGUGGGUUUGAUAGAGUGCUGCUUGAUGCCCCGUGUUCAGGCACAGGAGUCAUCUCUAAAGACCCAGCUGUAAAGACCAGUAAGGAUGAGGCAGACAUCCAGCGCUCUGCCCACUUGCAGAAGGAGCUGAUUCUAGCUGCCAUUGACUCUGUCAACGCUGAGUCCCCUACAGGCGGAUAUCUGGUCUACUGCACUUGUUCAAUAACGGUGGAGGAGAAUGAGUGGGUGGUGGACUACGCUUUAAAGAAAAGGAACGUGAAAUUAGUUCCCACUGGACUUGACUUCGGCAAAGAAGGUUUCACCAGGUUCAAAGAGCGUAGAUUCCAUCCAUCCCUGCGCCUCUCUCGACGUUUUUAUCCUCAUUCCCACAACAUGGACGGUUUCUUCGUGGCCAAGCUGAAAAAGUUCUCAAACACAGUUCCAGCUACUGCAGAAGAAAAAGAAGAGCAAGACGCAGACACUUCUGAGGCGACAGUAGCUACAGAUAAUCCUGCUGAGAAACCAUCCAAAGAGGAGAAAACCAAGAAGAGUGUCCCUGGCAAGGCAGGCACCUCGCAGGACAAAGCUCAAGCCAACGGAACAGCAGCCAAGAAAACCACAAACAUCCAGCCGAAAGGCAAAAAGGACUUGCCCACUGGACCAAAAAAGCCCAAAAUUGCCAAGAUAGAUGGAGAGACUGUGAAAGGGGCAGAGGGCAAGAAAUCCACAAUAAAGACAGCUGGAGAGAGUAAAGAAUCAGGGGCUGGAAAAAAGGGGGGAAGCCGAUUUGAGAAAAAGCUGGAUCAAAAGAGGAAAUCUCCCAAGAAGAACAACAGAUUAGGAAAGAAUAAAUUCAAAAAGUUGAAGAAAAUGCUGGAAAGAGAAGAUGCUUGACAGUGAAUAGUGUACAGUAUGUUCAAAUGUACUAGAAUUUGUAAGUGCUUUACUGAGCUUGCUUACCUGAUCUUAACAUAUCCAGACGUCCCUCUCCUCACCUGCAGGUUUUUCUGAUUGGUGUGCUGUGAGUUGAGUCCAGCUGAGCCAAGUGCUAAAUUUUCCAAGAGCUGCAUUGUUGUCUUUAAAGAUCUGCCAUAUUUUCAGAUAGGACUGUAAGAUCACCAUGUACAGAUGGAUUGAAUUGGUCCACAAAACUCCUGCUGUCUUUAUUAAAGGUGUCCUCUUUUUUUUAUUAUUAUUAGUCAGUAUUGAUUUUGUGUGUCAAAUGAAAAGACUUGUAAUUUACAUAUAUCUGUGGGACACAAUAAAUCUUUUCAGAUUUUCCUCAUCA